Molecule: messenger RNA, 2230 nt
Organism: Alternaria alternata
Lineage: Eukaryota; Fungi; Ascomycota; Dothideomycetes; Pleosporales; Pleosporaceae
Product: MFS general substrate transporter
Exons: 5
Coding region: 95-1987 (630 amino acids)
Biological process (GO): transmembrane transport
Cellular component (GO): membrane
Molecular function (GO): transmembrane transporter activity
Source: RefSeq, a predicted model, not a curated record
UACAACAAACGACGCAACACAAAGAGAUUUUGCCAAAGCAUACGCGUUGGGGUGCGACUACCUGUUGUAAAAGAGGUUCAUCAUUAACGCGACGAUGGGUCUUCGGAACUGGAUCACACGACCAAUCAAGGGCCACCAUAUCGGGAUAGAGGACUUGACCGCAGGCGGGAGCGGCAUUCCUGAGAUAAGGCGUCGGCGAUGGACGCUCGCAACAAUCGAUUCAGCACCCUUCCAGGUCUGGGUAGUGGUAGUCGCUGGCAUCGGCUUCCUAACAGAUGCGUUCGGACUCUUCGCCUUGAAUGUCGUUACUCCUAUGUUAGGUUACGUCUACUGGCCUAACCACGACGAAGGUGGUAUACCCUCGGUGCCGUCCUCGGUCAAGACGGCCAUGAUGUGUUCAACACUUGCGGGUACAAUGGUAGGUCAGAUAGGAUUCGGCUUCGCAGCAGAUCUUCUGGGCCGACGCAAGAUGUAUGGGCUCGAGUUGGUAAUCAUUAUCGUCGGUACAAUGUUGCUACUCAUGAGUUCGAACGGAGAAAAGAAUAGCAUGGCGAUUGGAGGGUGGCUAAUCACCUGGCGAGCGAUUAUGGGCAUUGGUAUCGGGGCUGACUACCCUUUGAGUGCUGUUAUCACUGCGGAGUUCGCUCCUCGCAAGCACCGUGCGCGCAUGCUGAGCUGGGUUUUCUUUGCUCAACCUGUUGGACAACUACUCGCCAAUGUCCUGUCGCUUGCUGCAGUAGAAGCGUACAAGCCCUGGAUCAAGAAUAAUGUAGGAUCUUGUCAACCUACCGACCUGGAGUGUUUUCGAGCUAUCGAUCGGCUGUGGAGACUUGUCAUCGGCAUUGGCGUUGUGCCGGCUCUCAUUGCUCUCGUAUUUCGAUUUACAAUCCCAGAGAGCCCGAGGUACACACUGGACAUCUUGCAAAACACGAAAGGUACUCUCGAGGACACCGCGAACUUUUUCGGCGCGCCCGAAGCGAACCCUGAACAUGGCGAGGUCGAAUUAUUGAAUGUGCCUGCUUCAUCGGAGAGCCGAAGGCCUGCUUCGAGGCAUUCAACUACUUCUUCAGUGAUUGCACCUGACGAGGAGGUUGAGAGCGACAGUGAAUCCGAGCACCGACUCAGUAACGUGCAUCUUCGUACCACUGCAGCACCGCAGGUCCAGCUUUCUCCAGGAGAUCCAGAGUUUUCCCCUCCACUCGCCUCAUGGACCGAUGCAAAACAGUUUUUUAUUGCCGAGAAGAAUUGGCAGUACCUACUGGGAACCUCGUUGGCUUGGCUGUUUCUCGAUUUCGCAUUCUAUGGGCUGGGUCUAUCCUCACCAGAGAUUGUCAGACACAUCUGGCCGGGUGGUAUCAAAAAUGAGUCAUCUGUGUACCAGACACUGAGCGAUAACAGCAAAUAUACCCUGGUUAUGGUUUCCACAGGGACAGUUGUGGGUGGUCUGCUGAUGAUCAAGAUCGUCAAGUAUGUGUCACCGAAAGUGAUCCAGUUCUGGGGGUUCCUGGUUCUGUUCGUACUCUUCAUCGUAACCGGGAGCGCUUGGACGAACUUGCUCGACAGCAGUCGAUCAGGACUGAUGGUACUGUAUGUGAUCAGUCACAUCGCCUUCAACCUAGGGCCGAAUGUGACGACAUUCAUCAUUCCUGCUGAGAUCUUUCCGACAAGAUAUCGGUGUACCUGCCACGGGAUAGCUGCUGCUAGUGGAAAACUCGGGUCUUGGGUAGUGCAGAUCUUUCUGGCGUAUGCUUUCCAAUCCGACAAGUCUAAAAACCAGGACGAUUUCAGAUGGGAACGACAGAACUUCGGGCACAUCUUACAAGUCAUGAGCGCGUUCAUGGUAGCGGGUGCUGUGACGACAUAUUUCUUGGUCCCGGAGACGAGGGAUCACGAUAAUAAGAGUCGAACACUGGAGAUUCUGGCAUGCGGCAAAAAGGUCAUUGAUGAGCUGAACCGUCAACGGAAGAAGGAAGAUGAGGAGGACUAAGCCUUUAGUGCGUUCGGUAACGCGAAAGUAUUUUGAAUCAGUCCAGGGCCUGGUAACCUUAGUGCAAAUGUGAUGAUGCCAUGGCGGGCGUGUUCGUGGGUUCAUGUUGGGCUUUCGCAAUCAGUUGUCCAGCCACCUAGAUAUGACGCACCACUCUUAGACACUAGUCCCACUCGGUACUAGACGAAACCCCUCCUCCAAGGUGCCGCCCUCCAUUUCCGAACUCCUACAGUUUCGAAGUCU